GAUCGGCAAAACCCAGAAAUCGACAUCAUUCACCAUCAAUUUCUCAAUCUUAGAAUAGGUUUUAUCAAAUCUCUUCACUCGAAUUUGUUUUUCUUUUUUUUUCGAAAACCAUGGCUGCUUCUAGAUUGUGUUCCGCGGCGGCGAUAGCUGCUGCGUUCACUUCAAUGUCAUUGAGCCAGAACCGUGCAUACGCCGAUUCUCGAUUCCGGGUUCCCUUCUACUCUUCUUCUCCUCCUACUCCGUCAGAUUCUCCGGCGAAUCAAUCUUCGCCGAACUCUAACAAGUCGGAGUCCAAACCAGAGCGCGAUGAGCGGAAAGGGUCGGGAUUUGAUCCUGAGUCACUUGAGAGAGCUGCGAAAGCUCUUAGAGAGAUCAAUAGCUCUCCCCAUUCCAAACAGGUGUUUGAUCUUAUGAGGAAGCAGGAGAAAACUCGAUUAGCUGAAUUAGCAGCAGAGAAAUCUCAGAACGAGGCUGUUCAAGCACACAAUGAUAUUGACAGACAGCAGAAAUUGGCUGAGGCGCAGAGAAAUCUUUUGCAGACACAAGCGCAAACCAAAGCUCAAAAUCUUCGAUAUGAGGAUGAGUUGGCCAGAAAGAGACAGCAGACAGAUCAUGAAGCUCAGAGAUAUCAUAAUGUUGAACUGGUUAAGAUGCAAGAGGAGUCUUCUAUUAGGAAAGAGAGAGCGAGAAUUUCCACAGAAGAACAGAUCCAAGCUCAGCAACGGCAAACUGAGAAAGAGAGAGCUGAACUCGAGAGAGAGACGAUUCGCGUCAAAGCCAUGGCUGAAGCUGAAGGUCGGGCUCAUGAAGCCAAACUUACUGAGGAGCAAAACAGAAGAUUACUUAUGGAGAGGAUAAAUGGUGAAAGGGAGAAGUGGCUUGCUGCAAUCAACACAAUGUUUGGUCACAUCGAAGGAGGAUUCAGGACUCUAUUAACCGAUCGGAAUAGGCUGAUUAUGACUGUUGGAGGGGCAACAGCAUUAACUGCAGGAGUUUACACAACUCGUGAAGGAGCUAGAGUUACAUGGGGAUAUAUCAAUAGGAUGCUUGGCCAACCUUCACUUAUCCGAGAAUCUUCCAUGGGUAGAUUUCCAUUGGCAGGCUCAAUGUCUCAAUUGAAGAACAGAAUCUCAGGGGCAGCAGCUAGAUCUGCAGCAGAGAAGCCGCUUGAUAAUGUAAUUCUCCAUCCUUCUUUGAAGAAGCGAAUCGAACAUCUCGCUAGAGCUACGACGAAUACUAAAUCCCAUCAAGCACCAUUCCGCAACAUGAUGUUUUAUGGACCUCCUGGUACCGGUAAAACCAUGGUGGCAAGGGAAAUAGCUCGGAAAUCGGGUUUGGAUUAUGCUAUGAUGACAGGAGGAGAUGUUGCUCCCUUGGGAUCACAAGCUGUUACUAAAAUCCAUCAAAUAUUCGAUUGGGCUAAGAAAUCGAACAAAGGUCUACUUCUUUUUAUAGAUGAAGCGGAUGCUUUUCUAUGCGAGCGUAACAGCACAUACAUGAGCGAGGCUCAGCGUAGUGCUCUGAACGCGUUGCUCUUUCGAACUGGUGAUCAAUCCCGAGACAUUGUUCUUGUCUUAGCUACAAACAGACCUGGAGAUCUCGAUAGUGCGGUUACAGACAGGAUCGAUGAAGUCAUUGAGUUCCCACUUCCAGGUGAAGAAGAACGUUUCAAGCUUCUCAAUCUCUAUCUCAACAAGUACUUAAAGAAGGGUGAAGACAACAAGGAAACAAAACCCAAAUGGAGUCAUUUGUUUAAGAAGCUGUCACAGAAGAUUACCGUUGAGGCAGACCUAACUGAUAAAGUGAUUGCUGAGGCUGCGAAGAAGACGGAAGGAUUCUCUGGCCGUGAGAUCGCAAAGCUUGUGGCUGGAGUACAAGCUGGAGUGUACGGACGUGAGGAUUGCGUAUUGGAUUCGCAGCUUUUUAAAGAGAUUGUUGAGUAUAAAGUUGAUGAACAUCACCAGAGGAUUAGGCUUGCUUCUGAAGGUUGUCAACCAUUACUCUUCUCUUAGUCAUUCUCUUGAUGAUUACAUAUGUUAUUUACUAAUUCAAAAUGAAGAAAUCUGAAUAUAUAUUUUUUAU
This is a messenger RNA of Eutrema salsugineum, 2082 nucleotides long. Its product is annotated as ATPase family AAA domain-containing protein 3C. Bases 111 to 2012 code for a protein of 633 amino acids. Gene Ontology annotation, biological process: mitochondrion organization. Gene Ontology annotation, molecular function: ATP binding; zinc ion binding; ATP hydrolysis activity. NCBI's taxonomy places the organism in Eukaryota, Viridiplantae, Streptophyta, Magnoliopsida, Brassicales, Brassicaceae. Gene Ontology annotation, cellular component: mitochondrion. The record is from RefSeq and is a predicted model, not a curated record. The transcript is spliced from 8 exons.